AUGCCCUGGUCAAUUGACGUAACUGAUAAGAGUAUAGUGUUAUCUUGUCUACUGUACACAUGCUACCUCAAUCAAGAAUCUAAUGGUUGCAACUGCAUUGGAGCAAGUCUCUUUGGUGAGUUGAGAUUUCAAACAAUCAUGGAGAGAAGUAACAUGGCCCCUCGCGGCAUGGUGGUGACGCCCCAUCAUCUAGCCACCCAAAGCGCCUUAAACGUGCUGAAAGAGGGAGGCACAGCGAUUGAUGCAGCGGUGGCCGCCGCAGCGACCCUAGCAGUCGUCUAUCCUCACAUGAACAGCAUAGGGGGAGAUGGUUUCUGGCUUAUUAUACCACCGAACGCCGAACCAUUCGUCAUAGAAGCGUGCGGGGCUGCCGGGCGACUAGCGAAAAAAGAUUUCUAUAAAGACUACGCUGAAAUACCACAAAGGGGCCCAAAGUCAGCGGCCACUGUCGCAGGAACCGUCGGAGGGUGGCACGAAGCUCUUCACUAUGUCACAGAAUCAGGCUACCGAAAUUUCUCACGUUCAAAACUUUUAGCAGACGCGAUCUACUACGCUGAACAUGGCUUUCCCAUAUCCACCUCCUUGGCAAUUUUUUUAAAGGAUUUCUACGAGACCGAGAGUCCGUCCAAUGAAUUUUUAGAAAUAUUUGCACCUAAUGGAGAAAUUCUGAAAGUCGGCGAUAAAUUAUACCAACACAAAUUAGCGAAAACUCUUAAAACUUUAGCUGAGGAAGGCUUCAACAGCUUCUAUGAUGGAAAGCUGGCUGAGCAAAUAGCAGAAGAUAUGGAAAUUCUGGGUAUGCCUAUCACAUUGGAAGAUCUGAACACUUAUGCUGCUGUAAGGAAAGAACCUCUUCGUCUUCAACAUUCUUUUGGAGAAAUACUCAAUGUGCCUCCUCCUACACAGGGAGUAGUUUCAUUGGGUAUACUUGGAAUUUUAGAUCAAUUGCGUAUAAAAGGUGACCAUGAAGGUACAUUUAUACAUGCUGCAGUCGAAGCAACAAAGCAAGGAUUUUUGUUAAGGGACGAACACAUAACAGAUCCUUUAUAUAUGGAAGUAGACGCAAACUUUCUGUUAUCACCGGAAAAUAUUAUCAGAAUGGCAAAGAAUGUCGACGCACAUCAGUCUGCAACGAUCACGAAGUGCAAGGGCCCAGGGGAUACAGUGUGGUUGGGAGUGAUGGACAAUAAAGGAUAUUCAGUUUCGUUCAUACAAAGCGUGUACCAUGAUUUCGGCAGUGGCGUCAUUCUUCCAAGGAGUGGCAUCCUGUGGCACAAUAGAGGAGUGGCGUUUUCACUGAAAAAGGACCACAUUCUGUCAUUAAAACCAGGUAAAAAACCAUUCCAUACGUUGAAUCCUGCUGCCGCCGUAUUGAACGAUGGUAGAGUCAUGAUAUAUGGCACUCGCGGUGGUGAUGGACAACCUCAAACUCAAGCUGCUGUAUUCCACCGAUAUGUAGUGCAAGAUUUGAAUUUACAGAAGGCUGUUUCAGCUCCUAGAUGGCUGUACGGUGAAACACUCACUAAAGGGGUGGACACUUUGAAAUUGGAAGAUAGAUUUGAUAAAAACACUGUCGAAUAUUUAAAAGAAAGAGGUCACAAGGUUGAAAUUCUAGAACAAUUUUCUGAAAAAAUGGGCCAAGCUGGAGCACUUGUCAGACACACCAAUGCAGUGAUGGAAGGGGCGUUUGACCCUCGUGGCGAUGGGAGUGCGGCAGGAUUUUAA
Messenger RNA from Chilo suppressalis (striped riceborer), 1725 nucleotides. The record is from the annotation of a GenBank genome assembly. Lineage: Eukaryota; Metazoa; Arthropoda; Insecta; Lepidoptera; Crambidae.